Entamoeba invadens IP1 is the source of this 1602-nucleotide messenger RNA. RefSeq lists its product as hypothetical. The record is from RefSeq and is a predicted model, not a curated record. Bases 1 to 1602 code for a protein of 533 amino acids. The transcript has a single exon. NCBI's taxonomy places the organism in Eukaryota, Evosea, Mastigamoebida, Endamoebidae.
AUGACUCGUAUUGAUACAUUCCAUGGAAUGGUUGUUUCAAAAUACUUUUCCUCAAUGAUCGACUUUAUCAAUUUCACUCUUGUGAACACAAAAUUUAAAGACAAUAUGGAUAUGUUCCAUGCAAAUCCAAUACCUCUCACUCUCAAGACUUUUAAAUUCUUUUCAAAGAUAGAAACACUCAAUUUAUGGUCUGAAGAAGACGAAUCUUUUGGAAACACAAUCCUCAUCGCUUAUAAGCCAAAAGUAGUUUAUGAUGAAUACAAUGACGAAGACGAAGUAAACGAUGACAAUGAAGAACCAAACUGUGGAACUGACGAUUGUGGUGAUGAUCACGUCGAGCUUCCACAGCAAAAUAAUGAAGAAGUUGUUGAAAACGAAACAGAGAAAACAAACGAAGAGAAUGACCAACCGAAUGAUCAAAACGAAGAGAACAAUUGGAAUGACCAAGAUGAAGAAAUCGUACAACAAAAUAUCGAAACAACCAAUUGUUGUGAUGUUCAGCCAAACUUCUCAUCACAAGAAAAUGGAGAGAUUGUUGAUAAUCAAGAAGAAAGAACAAAUGACGAGAGUAAUGAAGAUGUCAUUGAACAAACAACAAAUCAAAAUGAAGAAGAAAACGUUGAAGUUGAUGUUGAAGAAGAAAUUGAUGAAAUCGAAGAAAUCAAAAUAGAGUACAGACAGACAACUUCUCAAAUAACAGAUGCAACUCAAAAAGUCAAGUUCUUUAAUAUAAACGUUUGGUUCAAUGUCAAUUACCACACUACACAGAAAGAAGAGAACAAAAUGUUCACAUUUAAAAAUGUCACAUAUGAAAGCUACGACCGUAAGAUUUUUGGUAUAGCAAUUCCUGAAUGUGUCAAUUCUCUUGGUGAAUCUUGUUAUACUAAUACAAAGAAGAUGACUACUUUUGUUGUUCCACAAAACAUUUUGGCUAUUAAAUACUUCUGUUUUAAUCGUUGUGGUAAUUUGACAUCAUUUGAAUUUCCAAAGUUUGUCAACCACAUUGGUAGAAGUUGCUUUGAAGGGUGUAGUUCACUUGUAACUGUUAAACUUCCACAAAACAUUGAAGUUCUUCCAGAUAAUAUGUUCAAUGGAUGUGAAAAACUUUCAGCGAUAGAAAUACCAGAAAGUGUGACCAAAAUCGAGUCGACCUGUUUUAUGAAUUGUCGUGCACUUUCUGCUAUCAAAUUACCUUCAAAUUUGGUUGAAUUAGAAAGUUUUUCAUUCCAAUUUUGUGAUUCGAUAACUUCAAUUCAAUUCACAGGGAAAAUGAAGAAAAUUGGACAAAAUGCGUUUUAUGGGUGUUAUGAUUUGAUUGAAAUGACUAUUCCAGAAGGUAUCGAGUGCUUGGGAAAUUGCUGCUUUUGUGAGUGUAGAAAUUUGAGUAAAGUUGCGAUACCGGAAACGGUGACCAAAAUAGAAGAUGCAUGUUUUUCAGAGUGUUAUGCGUUGGAACAAAUCAAUAUACCCAAAAAUGUGAAGGAAAUUGGAACUGAUGCUUUUCAGUUGUGCAACAGUUUGGAAAAUAUAGACAUUCCUGAAGGAGCAACUUUAAUUGGAGAAAGAGCCUUUCCAAAUACAGUAAAGAUCAACAGAUAUUAA